AUGGGACCGACGGUGUCCCCGGUGGUAUCGCCGGGGUACACCGAGGCGGAAAGUGAUCUGGAAUUGAUGAGCUGGGAGCCGGCGACACGUAGAAAACGCGCACGCGAGGCGAAGCGCGAGGAGCCCCGGACCAGCAGACGUAAGGAGCCCCACACCAAGCGCGAGGAGCCCCAGAUCAGCAGACGCGAGGAGCCCCGCACCAGCAAGCGCGAGGAGCCCCACACCGGCAAGCGCGAGGAGCCCCGCACCAGCGAGCGCGAGGAGCCCCACACCGGCAAGCGCGAGGAUCACCGGACUAGCAGACGCGAGGAGCCCCGCACCGGCAAGCGCGAGGAGCCCCACACCGGCAAGCGCGAGGAGCCCCGGACCAGCAAGCGCGAGAAGCCCCACUCCAGCAAGAGAGAGGAGCGGCCUGAGGGAGGAAGGAGUGGGCGCGCGGAGACGCGGAAGGAGGAGUCCGCGUACGGCCAAGGAAGAGGAGUCGUCGGCACGCACAAGGGAGGUCGACGGCGCGGCGAGGGGAUCAGCGACCGACAGACCCACAGGUCGGCAGCCAACGCCGACCGAAACCGCGGACAAGGAGCAGCAGACAACGGAGGAGGACGCCCUGACGCUGGCAAAGAGGCUGAAAAGGAGGCGCAAGAAGCGGAGGCGGAGCGCCACAAACGGGACGUCGCGCAUCAAUGGCGAGUCGGCCGCCGGAUGACAACGCGCGCGGCCAAGGGCAUCAGCAGCAGCAGCAGCACGGGCCGCAUGAUGUGGGCCUCGGGGCCCGCGCCUCAGCAGCCCGGGCAAGAGGCGAGGGAGGCUCGACUGUGGGAGGAGGCACCACGCGCCAGUGACGAGCGGGACCCGAGGCGGCGGGCACAGCCACAGCCGAAGAGGUCGAGACGGAGGGUACGACAAACACGCCAACACCCAGCGGCGGUACCCGAAGUCGAGGUGGCGACCGACGGCGAAGCGGGUGACGGCGCGAGAGCAACGGCGGAAGCGAAGAAGGACGAGGCCGCGGAAGAGAGGACCUUGGCGAUGGCCGGAACCCGGCCAGGGCGAGCGACCGAAGCUGGGCCGACAGGCGUCGUGCCCAGGGGAGCGGGCGGAGGCGCGCCGGCCCGAGCUCCAGCGCCAGGCAUCGUGGAGGCGGCGAAUUCCCGAGGCGACGCAGAAGCGAGCCUGUAA
This is a messenger RNA of Drosophila pseudoobscura, 1179 nucleotides long. Its product is annotated as eukaryotic translation initiation factor 3 subunit A-like. Lineage: Eukaryota; Metazoa; Arthropoda; Insecta; Diptera; Drosophilidae. The transcript is spliced from 2 exons. Bases 1 to 1179 code for a protein of 392 amino acids. The record is from RefSeq and is a predicted model, not a curated record.